Sphaeramia orbicularis (orbiculate cardinalfish) is the source of this 419-nucleotide messenger RNA. Its product is annotated as pleurocidin-like peptide WF3. The transcript has 4 exons. The record is from RefSeq and is a predicted model, not a curated record. NCBI's taxonomy places the organism in Eukaryota, Metazoa, Chordata, Actinopteri, Kurtiformes, Apogonidae. Bases 23 to 265 code for a protein of 80 amino acids. Gene Ontology annotation, biological process: defense response to bacterium.
AACACAGACUUCGACACUCACAAUGUACUUGAAAAACGUCGACUCAGUGAAAAGGAUGAGGUGCACUGUGAUCUUCCUGGUGUUGUCCUUGGUCGUCUUAAUGGCUGAACCUGGAGAAGGCUUCCUUCACCUCAUUGGCCACUUGGUUCAUGGGAUUUUCAGUGGGAGGGUGGUGAAAGUGGCCGACGAACAGGAGCAGCUGGACAAACGCGGCAUUGAUUACAACCCUGGGCCAAAAUUCAACCGAUUCAACCAAUUCAACUGAUUUUCCAUCUCUACGAAGUGUUCCAGGGCCACAGUUUUAGUUUUUGAACAUAAAUAACUGAAAGCAGAGAAAACGCUUUUGAUUUGACUCGAUAUGAUGUAAGAAGAUUGGAUUAAGAAACAAAAAACGGAAAUAAAAUCACAUUGUAAGAUGA